AUGGCAGCAAUGACUUUUGAUCUUGCCAACUUUCCACCGAAGGAAACAAUUCAACUGUUGGCAUGUCUACUCGAGCGGAUGACGGUCGCUAAUGAUCAAUUGCCGAAAUCGACAUCGACGGUCGGCCAUCAUACUGCCUACACUCGGUUCCACUCCCGUUCGACUCCGUCCAUCAAUAUCUAUGCAUAUCUUUCCCGCAUUCUGAAAUAUUGUCCUUGUGCCAAUGAGUGUUUCCUAAGUAUACUGGUCUACUUUGAUCGCAUGUCAAAAAAUGCCUCAACAUGGACCGGUCAGCUGUUUGCUAUUGAUUCGUGCAAUAUCCAUCGUCUCAUCAUUGCAGGGGUGAUGAUUGCCAGCAAAUUCUUCAGUGACGUUUUUUACACAAACACACGUUAUGCAAAGGUGGGCGGACUAUCGAUCACGGAGCUGAAUUUGCUGGAACUGGAGUUUCUGCGUCUAAGCAACUAUGACUUGAAUGUGUCUGUGCAUGAAUUACAGCGAUACGGUGACCAGCUAUUG
Molecule: messenger RNA, 519 nt
Organism: Radiomyces spectabilis
Lineage: Eukaryota; Fungi; Mucoromycota; Mucoromycetes; Mucorales; Radiomycetaceae
Product: cyclin PHO80-like protein
Exons: 3
Biological process (GO): regulation of cyclin-dependent protein serine/threonine kinase activity
Cellular component (GO): nucleus; cyclin-dependent protein kinase holoenzyme complex
Molecular function (GO): cyclin-dependent protein serine/threonine kinase regulator activity; protein kinase binding
Source: RefSeq, a predicted model, not a curated record